This is a messenger RNA of Platichthys flesus (European flounder), 6091 nucleotides long. It is a transcript of the gene bcr, whose product is annotated as BCR activator of RhoGEF and GTPase. The record is from RefSeq and is a predicted model, not a curated record. Gene Ontology annotation, cellular component: membrane. Gene Ontology annotation, molecular function: GTPase activator activity; protein serine/threonine kinase activity; guanyl-nucleotide exchange factor activity. Gene Ontology annotation, biological process: positive regulation of GTPase activity; protein phosphorylation; intracellular signal transduction. NCBI's taxonomy places the organism in Eukaryota, Metazoa, Chordata, Actinopteri, Pleuronectiformes, Pleuronectidae.
GAUGGGAGCGCACACAGCGGCACCAUCACGGCCGAAGACGCUGGAGAAACACAGAAAGGGAGAAAACCCAACCGGCACCACUAACACCAGUGCUGUGGAGGAACAUGGGAUAAUGGAACAGAUCGUCCCCCCCGCACCGGCUCCCUCCUCCGCGUGAAGACCCCGCGCCUCCGAUGGUGUCGUCGCUCCGCGUUUUGCGCUUUUUCACGCGUCCUCCUUGAAGCGCUGCGGGUACAAAGGCGCCUUGGUCCCGAGGAGCAGCAGCGGCAGCGCCCGGGAUUCAUGGACAACAUGGAGUGAAGCCUCCUCCUCCUCCUCCACCUUCACACGGGGACAGUGAGUCAACCAGGACUGAUAGAAAAACACUUUCUCCUCUUUUCUCCCCCCCCCCCCCCCUGAGAUCCACAUCCCCCUGGUCACAAAGACACCAGCUGUCAAGAGAUUUUCAUUUAGAUUUUUUUUUUUUUUACUCCUCCUCUGAAAGUGCCCUUUUUGUGGAAUAAUGCAUGAGAAACACCAAGUUAGCUCCAGUUUGUUAUUCCUCUGUCUGCGCCGCCCGUUCCCAGUGGUUCCAGUGACUGACCAGCCGGUUUCUCUUGUUCAGAAUGGGAUGUAUUGUGGCGCCCGCGCAGCCCACGACAAGUGUCAGCGAUUAGACAGUGUGUUGGUGGACGGGUUUCCUCAAGGCCUGCUCUGAACACGGCCCCUGCUCUGCUGCUGGAGCUGGACAUUGUUAUUGGGAAGGACUCAGUGUUGGACAGGGACAAUCUGCGUGUGUCCUUGGCACCUUCCCUCCCUCCCUCCCUCCCCUUCUGCGUGAGUCGGGGGGGAUCGUUCUCAGGAAGAGAUUGGUGGAACAAUAUGGUGGAACCCGUUGGAUUCAUGGAGGCGUGGAAAGCACAGUUCCCAGAGUCAGAGCCCCCCAAGAUGGAGCUGAGGUCAGUAGGGGGCAUCGAGCAGGAGCUGGAGAGGUGCAAGGCGUCCAUCAGGCGUCUGGAGCAGGAGGUGAACAAGGAGCGAUUCCGCAUGAUCUACCUGCAGACCCUCCUGGCCAAAGAGAGGAAGAGCUACGACAAGCAGCGGUGGGGCUUCAGGAAGACGCCGCUGAGCGAGGGGAUGGACCCCGCAGCCACACAGGGUGCGGAGUCCCAACAGCCACACAUGCAGGAGACUGGUGGGGUUGGAAUAGGAGUUGGUGGUGGAUGUUAUGGCGGCGGUGGUGGUGUUGUAGGUGGUGGUGGGUCCACCAUGGAGAGGACUCGCUACCAGCCUCUUGGAGAUGGUACAGGCAGGACCAAACCGAGACCUCCACCUGCCAGAAAGUCAGCGUCCCACGGAGACGGACUGGAGUCGGCGUUUGACGUGCCCCAGCAGGUUGAGUCCACAUCCUGCGACAACCUGGACGGCCUCUCGCCCUCCAAGCAGAGAGGCGGCGUCUCGGUCUCUCCCCGCAGGCCCACCCUUCCACCCCCAGACAAAGAUCUGCCCACUGAUCCCAAGGACAAGCUUGGCAUGGGUCUUGGUGUGGCAGCUCUUAGAUCCAACUUUGAGAGGAUCAAACGGGCCAACUCUCACUCUUCAGGGGAUGUAGCGAAGGGUCAGGAGAAGCAACUACCGCCACCACCGCCGCCAUUUUACACUAACAUGGAAUUCCACCACGAGAGGGGUCUGGUAAGGGUCAAUGACCGUGAAGUCUCUGACAAGAUCAGCUCCCUGGGCAGCCAGGCCAUGCAGAUGGAGCGAAAGAGAUCUCUCCACUCCCUCCCAGGUAACCUGGCUACUGUAGCUGGGGAGCUCCGUGCGAGGCCUGUGUACAGAGGACGUUCCACUGAGAGCACCUGCGGCUACGACGCAGAAUAUGAAGAUGGAGAGCCCAAUCAGAGACAAAGGGCCAAUGGGGGCAAACCUCCGCCCCCGCCUUGGCAGCCCUCUGACUUCCAGGCAUACUCCAGUGUCUAUGUUGGUGGGGUGAUGAUGGGCGAAGGUGGGGUUGGAGGUGGUACCGGGGUCACGAUGAGAGACCAUGGGGUAGGAGACGACCACCUCCUGACCUGGCCACGCCGCUCCUACUCCCCAGGUAGUUUUGAAGAUGUCGGUGGAGGCGGCGGCUACACGCCGGACUGCAGCUCCAACGAGAACCUGACGUCCAGCGAGGAGGACUUCUCCUCUGGCCAGUCGAGCCACGUCUCACCCAGCCCCACCACGGCCUUCCGUCGGCCCUUCAGAGAGAAGAGCCGCUCGCCGUCCCAGAACUCCCAGAACUCCCAGCACUCGUUGGACAGCAGCAGCCCGCCGACGCCGCAGUCCCAGAAGCGGCAUCACCGGCAGCAGGGAGGCCACGUGGUCAUGUCUGAGGCCACUAUUGUGAGUGUGCGCAAGACCGGUCAGAUCUGGCCACCUGCUGCGCAUCAUGACCUCCUGCCCCACGGCAGAACAUCCCACGACAGCAGUUUCCAUGGAGACCACCUAGAUGGUCACUUCACCGGGACCCCCCCCUCAUACGGUUACGAUGCAGACCGCGCCGAGGAGCAGCGGCGGCACCACGACAUCCUGCCGUACAUCGAUGACUCGCCGUCGUCUUCGCCGCACCUCAGCUCCAAGAGCCGCAGCAGCCGGGACACCCUCUCCUCGGGGUCGCUGGAGUCCUCCAAAUCGACUGAAUGUGACCUGGAGAAAGGUUUGGAGAUGAGGAAGUGGGUCCUGUCUGGGAUCUUGAACACAGAGGAAUCGUACCUCAGUCACCUGGAGGCUCUGCUGCUGCCCAUGAAGCCUCUGAAGGCUGCAGCCACGACGUCGCAGCCCGUGCUCACCGUGGCCCAGAUAGAAACCAUCUUCUUCAAAGUGCCUGAGCUGUACGAGAUCCACAAGGAGUUCUACGACGGACUCCUGCCCCGCGUGCAGCAGUGGAGCCACCACCAGAGAGUCGGGGACCUCUUCCAGAAACUGGCCAGCCAACUCGGAGUUUACCGAGCGUUUGUGGACAACUACGAGCUGGCCGUGGAGACGGCGGAGAAGUGCUGCCAGGCGAACACACAGUUUGCAGAAAUCUCCGAGAACCUGAAGGUGAGGAGCCCCAAAGACUGCAAGGACCAGACGGGCAAGAACUCACUAGAGGCUUUACUAUAUAAACCAGUGGACAGAGUAACACGUAGCACAUUGGUACUUCAUGACUUACUCAAACACACGCCCACGAGCCACCCGGACCACGCUCUGCUGCAGGACGCUCUGCGCAUCUCCCAGAACUUCCUGUCGAGCAUCAAUGAGGAGACGACACCCCGGCGCCAGUCUAUGACCGUCAAGAAGGGAGAGAACAGGCAGCUGCUGAGGGACAGUUUCAUGGUGGAGUUGGUGGAAGGAGCCAGGAAGCUGCGACACGUCUUCCUCUUCACGGAUCUGCUGCUCUGCGCCAAACUGAAAAAGCAGAUCGGGGGAAAAAGCCAGCAGUACGACAGCAAGUGGUACAUCCCCCUGACGGAACUGACCUUCCAGGGUCCGGAGGAGACCGAACCACUCGCCAUCCCCCAGGUCCCCGAUGAGGAGCUUGAUGUCAUGAAGGUCAAGAUCUCACACCUCCGCAGUGAGAUUCAGAGAGAGAAGAGAGCCAACAAGGGUUCAAAGGUCAUCGACCGGCUCAGGAAGAAGUUGUCCGAACAGGAGUCUCUUCUCCUGCUGACAUCUCCGAGCUUGCCGAUCCGCGUCUACAACAAGAACGGAAAGGGUUACAGCUUCCUGAUUUCAUCUGACUACGAGCGUGCCGAGUGGAAGGAGCUAAUCAAAGAGCAGCAGAAGAAAUGUGUUAAAACAUCUUCCUUGACGUCCAUGGAGCUACAAAUCUUGACCAACUCCUGUGUCAAGCUACAGACCGUUCACCACAUUCCACUCAGCAUCAAUAAAGAAGAGGACGAAUCCUCCGGCCUCUGCGGGUUCCUGAAUGUAAUCGUCCACUCUGCCUCCGGCCUCAAACAGAGCUUAAAUCUCUACUGCACAUUGGAGGUGGAUGCCUUUGGCUUCUUUGCAAGUAAAGCCAAGACGAGAGUGUAUCGAUACACCACUGAACCCAAAUGGAACGAGGAGUUUGAGAUUGACCUGGAGGGCUCUCAGACCCUGAGGCUGCUCUGCUACGAGAAGUGCUACAACAAGACCAAGCAGAACAAAGAGGAUGGAGAGGGCUCAGACCGCAUCAUGGGGAAAGGACAGAUCCCGCUGGACCCUCAGACUCUCCAAGGCAAAGACUGGCAGAGAACAGUUAUUCCCAUGAACGGGAUCGAGGUGAAACUCUCCAUAAAGUUCACCAGCCGAGAGUUCAGCCUGAAGAGGAUGCCCUCGCGGAAACCGAUGGGUGUGUUUGGAGUCAAGAUCUCCACAGUGACCAGACGAGAGCGCUCCAAGGUGCCCUACAUUGUCCGGCAGUGCCUAGAGGAGAUUGAAAGGAGGGGUAUGGAGGAGGUGGGCAUCUACCGAGUGUCGGGGGUGGCCACUGAUAUUCAGGCCCUGAAGACGGCCUUCGAUACCAAUAAUAAAGACGUGUCAGUGAUGAUGAGCGAGAUGGACGUCAACGCCAUCGCCGGGACCUUGAAGCUGUACUUCAGAGAGCUGCCGGAGCCGCUCUUCACGGAUGACCUCUAUCCCAACUUCGCAGGUGGCAUCACUCUGUCUGAUAGUGUUGCCAAAGAGAGCUGCAUGUUGAACCUACUGCUGUCGCUGCCAGAGCCCAACCUGGUCACAUUUCUAUUCCUUUUGGAUCACAUGAAGAGGGUGGCAGAGAAGGAAUGCGUCAACAAGAUGUCACUCCACAACCUGGCGACCGUGUUCGGGCCGACCUUGCUGAGGCCUUCUGAGAAGGACAGCAAGAUCCCAGCGAACCCCACGCAGCCCAUCAGCAUGGGCGACAGCUGGUCACUGGAAGUUAUGGCACAGGUACAGGUGCUGCUGUAUUUCCUCCAGCUGGAGACCAUCCCCACCCCGGACAGUAAACGACAGAGCAUCCUCUUCUCCACUGAAGUAUAGAGCAAACACCGGCUGUGACACCAUAAAGGAGAGAAACGGACGAGAUGGACCUUGGCUCAAACUGAGCCUGUAGUAGUAUGUUGUUUUUUUUAAUGACCAGAUUCCGUUAGGCUCUUGCAGCUGGUUAAGGAUUGUCUGUGGCGAUGCCCGCUCCUCUUGAACACAAGAGGGCGUCGUUGAGCCUCUGAAGCUCAGUGUGCGGUCCUCUGUCUUCAUACUGCUCAUGUUUAGUAUGACUCCAUGUUUCCUCAGUGAUGUUGUGGGUGUGUCUGACAUCUACUGUUUCUCCACGUUGCCCUUUGUCGGACUCAGCAUUGAAGUGAGGCGAAAAAACACGUCUUUCCUGAGUCGUGGGACAAGCUCGCCAACAUAUCACAACCUCCAUGUAUCUUUGUGUUUGGGCAUUGUUCUCUAUCUGUGUUUUCUGUUUUGGGACAAUCAUCCACGUCAAGGCUCUCACAAAACAUGUCUAUUCGUCUCAGAAGUCCUUCCACGUCCACGUUGAGGAAAAUUCUACUUGUGUCUUACAUGAUCUCAGUGCUUUGUGUCCGACGAGACGCAGGGACACAUUUGCCGCGUCACUGGCUUUUUUCUUUGUGGUACAAAAGCAGACACCUACAAUGUUCAAAUGUUUACAGCGUAAACAAAACCUGUUCAGAGUCGGAACAAGGCGACUCGAAGAAGGACUGUAAAACAGAAGAGGAACACGAAGACUCGAAAUAACCUGCAACCUGACUGCCAGCGGUUUGUCUGACCACAAAGAUUUUUCCCUACUUGUGUUGUUUGUGUCUCCAGGUAGUCUUCAGCGUAAAUACCCAGGAAGCAAUAUAUUUUCUAACAUAAGAGUCGUCUGUGUUCAUAUCCCUGCUGAGGAAAUGUCCUUCUUAUUGUAACAUAGGACCUCUUUGCCAAAUUCCCAUGUUGUUUGUUUGUUUCUAGGCAAAAAGGAAGCAGUUGUAUUUACAGUUACAGUUUGUACAUAAUCUUUACAAAGAAAAUAAGUUUUUUUUGUUAAACAAUUUAAUCAUUGUUGCUAUUACUGUAAUUUAUUUUCGGGCCUGGGGGAUAAAUUGGUUUGUUUUUA